Messenger RNA from Trichophyton rubrum CBS 118892, 2105 nucleotides. RefSeq lists its product as uncharacterized. Bases 392 to 934 code for a protein of 180 amino acids. Lineage: Eukaryota; Fungi; Ascomycota; Eurotiomycetes; Onygenales; Arthrodermataceae. Gene Ontology annotation, molecular function: aralkylamine N-acetyltransferase activity. The record is from RefSeq and is a predicted model, not a curated record. Gene Ontology annotation, cellular component: cytoplasm. The transcript is spliced from 2 exons.
GCUCGCUACCUGUGCGCGCAGGGCGAGCGAACUCCCACAGCUUGCCACUUUACACUGUAGAUGAAGAGGAAGAGGAAUAAAGAGAUAUAACGUCUUAGCUUGUGAUGCUCGUUCUGUUGUCGCUCUCUGCUGUUGCUUCGUUGCUUUUCCUUCCUUCUUGCUUGCUAGCCUUGUACAAUCUACACUUCCGAAUUAAGCGCCGUCUUGCUAUUCGCUCUGUUAUUUUCUGUCCCAGAAGCCAUGCUAACCGCCUUUAAAAGGGACCAGUAUCCGCAUUUUCGCCGCUUGUAACGAGAAGGGAACAGUUGCCGUGGAACCCUGAAGAUAACUAGCUGACACUAUCAUCUCUUCCCUGCACCGGAGACCCGCUUGCUGGCUGCCUUGAACCACCAUGGCUGAAGGCACAUCCAUAUCCGCGACCCCGGCUGACGAAACACACGAGACGAACCCCCCUGCUUUACACGCCAUUCGUCUGAAUGACGUCUCAGGCCUUGCAGGUCGGCCUACGCCUCUGCCACGGAAACUCUUCCUUAGGCGGCGAUCCGAGCUCUUCAACGGGGCUGGCGCUAAUAGACUAACGGGAGGUGAGGGUGAAGAGGAUGAUGACGAUGAAGAUGAUGAGGAUGAGGAUGAUGAUGUUGAAGAUAUAUACCCUAACGGCAGCUCCACCUACGGCACCGACGAGGAUGAUUUUGUAGCCGUUAACCAUUCGGAUGCCUCGGAUUAUCCUUGGUAUUUGCGGUCCCGGGUACCAGCAAGAAACUCGGAGCUAGCUAAACUCCACCCAUACGUGCAGCUGCUCUCCGUCUCGGAUCUUGACGACUGUGAAAAGGUCGAACUGGCGUUCCCUGAGUCUGAAAGGUGUUCAAGAGAAAACGUAAGACCCGAUUCCCUGUGUCCCCUACCACCCGUUUCCCUCGAAACAUGUUACUAAUUAGUGAAUUCAUUCUUAGUUGACUUAUCGCCUCUCAAAAUGCCCCGAGCUCUCUCUUGGAAUCUUCUCCAUCCCACCGGCUACUGCAGACAAUGAGAAACCUAGGCCCGUGGUCAUUGCUCACCUUCUUGCAACGAGAACAACAUCGCCUGUGAUUACAAAUGCGACGAUGGGGGUUCCUAAGGAUUGGAGAACUAAAAAGUCUACUCUACCAAGCCCGGGCGAAGAGGAGCCUGUCGGCCACCAAGACCAGGGAUCUACCAUAGCCAUCCAUUCCCUCGCCGUCCUCCCUGAGCACCAGGACAAGGGUCUCGGCAAAACGCUGAUAAAGUCAUAUAUCCAACGCAUCCAGGAUGCGAAAAUUGCUGAUCGACUUGUCUUGCUUUCCCAUGAUCAUCUUAUUCCUUUUUACACUGGUCUUGGAUUUGAGAACGUUGGGCGCAGCAAAUGCACUUUUGGCGGCGGGGGUUGGAACGACAUGGUCCUUGAUCUCAGCAAGGCUCCCAACUAAGCUUUACAACUGCUAUUUUCCAUCUUCGCCUUUUCUAUUUUUGCUGAUGGGGGUUUCUGACUUGACAUGGGUGAAGCAUUGCUCAUUCUUGCAUCCGGAUGGCUUUUGCAAUUUUUUUGGGUGGUCGGUCGUGGUGGUGUGCAUGCAUCAUUAUCUAUAUCAGCUCUAUACCUAAACGUCGGGGUGUCCCUAGUGAUGGUUGGAAAAGCAUUGCUACGUGUUAUGGGAUAUUAUGAACACGCUGCACAUACAAGGGGAGAAAAAGGAUGAAACUGUAUCAUAGCAACAGCAAUAAUAUCAAUGUUCAAAUACACCAGAGUGCCCUGUAGAUUUAACGCUCGUCUUGAGUGUCAUCAUCCCUUGGACUCUCCAAAGAGCAACAGCCACCUCCCAACAUUGAAUAUGAUAUUUGGACACUCGCCUCUACAUAUGGCUAAUAACUGGAUUAUCUCCUGUCUUGCAGCCUUCGCAGCCUCCAACAAGUUGCUUUGAGGAUGUUCAAUAUUGUUCAAUUUGUUGUUGUCGCCAUAGAAAAAGGGGAAGGUCGUUGGAUCGCGAACAAUGUUCUGAUUAUGUAACUCAACGGAAUGAAGAUAUUACUUCACCGAUACAAAUGUCACGUGGGAGGCUAAACCUGCCGCACAGAGCUGCCAAGGCCCC